Emericellopsis atlantica is the source of this 1644-nucleotide messenger RNA. RefSeq lists its product as uncharacterized. The record is from RefSeq and is a predicted model, not a curated record. NCBI's taxonomy places the organism in Eukaryota, Fungi, Ascomycota, Sordariomycetes, Hypocreales, Bionectriaceae. The transcript is spliced from 2 exons. The coding region runs from base 316 to 1560 and encodes 414 amino acids.
UGUGCUUUGUAACAGCUUCACCCGCCAUCUUCAGAAACCUCGUCUGCCUGUCUUCCUCGCGAUAAACAACCCACGUCACGAGUUAGACGUCACGAAAAAAAAAACGGUCCAAGCCUUCUAUCAGCUCCCCAGGGCCAACGUGCGCGACACCACCAAGACUCCAAACACCUGCGUCUAUACCUUUAUAUCACGAGUCUCCCAGGGCCGGCCUGACCCGUCCCUGUGUAGCCAGCCCAAUUACCUGGACACAGUCGUUCGUUCCGUCACGUUUUCUAGGACGAGAUCGCUACUCCCUCCGAUACCCUCAGCCCCGACAUGCGCCAUAACCGUCUCUUCAGAAGGGCUUUCGACAUACAUCACGACGCUGCAGCGCAAAGCGCAACUCAUACCUCCACCGACACUGAUUUGAAUGAACCCACGCCGGGACCGCUCUCUACUGCCUCUCCUGGCUCGGUCAAUAGCAUGAAGAGUCCCGUUACAACCGCUCCCAAAGCCGCGUCCGUUGCGCGGUCAUCGACCAUUCGCAGCGUUCGAAGUCGCGAUUUCGAUUCUAGUCCCCAAAGCAAAGAAAGCGUUCUAUCAAGUAGUGUUCAAAGUCACGGUACAAACGCGUCAGAGAUGGCCGCGCCACAAAUAGACAGAUCAUCGCCGAGCGUCAGGUUAAAACACGAAGGCCCCCCAGAGCCGGCCUCGAGGUGGAACAGCCACGCUGGCAACGUGAGAGUGGUCGACGCGCCGACGCCGGGAGCAGGAGACUCGUCCAUGCUGUCAGAGGGAGUUGAUGGAGGCGACGCCCAAUGGGACUCGACUGUUGGCAAGGCCGGGUUAGGGAAGACAGGCCGGGUCAUCAACAAGCUUGUUAGCGACAACGAUGCGCUGAAGCGCGAUAUCAACAUCGAGCGACUACGGGCGGAGGAGUCCAAGCAAGCAGCUAAACUUCUCGAGGACAAAAUGGAUCGUAUGGUGCAGGACUACGAAAGUCGACUGUUGGAAGCCAAUGUCACAAAGACUUUGUUAGCGCGCAAGGAACGACAAGUGGAAAGUUUACAGGCAGCUGUCGAGCUCGAGAAGAACAAGACACAAGCUGCACUAACGCGUGAGCGAGGCUGGCGGGACGAGCUGGAGAAGGUGCAGAAGGACUCGACGACGCAGGUUGAGGAGGCCACGACACAUGCUGCGCUCAUGGAAGGACGCUACAAUGCUAUUUCGUCACAUUGGAGAGACCAGGGAGAGGAAGUCAAACGCGCAGUAGCCAAGCUCCGGGCUGAGAUUAGCAGUCUGGUCAAGGAGCGGCAGGUUGACGACACCAAAAUCCAGACUCUGCGUGACCUUUGCGAGCAGCAGGACAGCAACAUCAACGAACUACGGCGAGAGAAGGAGCAGAUUGCACGCAAAUUUGAAGAGUACAAGAAGACGCAAGAUGAUGAUCUGAAGAGCAUCAAGGUCAAUGCGCGUGAAACAGAAGCAGAGCAACAGAGGAUAUUGAACGAGGCGGGAGAGACACUGAAUAAGCUACGGUGGGCUCUGAACGUCAAGAAGAAUGUCAAGGGUGCUCGAUAAGUUGCGGGAGCGCACCUCCACUGCUCGGGAUCCUUGGGGGUCCAACUGAUGGACCCCAAUGUCGACACCUGUCUCGAUCUAUCU